This is a messenger RNA of Phytophthora infestans T30-4, 990 nucleotides long. Its product is annotated as DNA repair protein, putative. Gene Ontology annotation, cellular component: nucleus. NCBI's taxonomy places the organism in Eukaryota, Oomycota, Peronosporomycetes, Peronosporales, Peronosporaceae. Gene Ontology annotation, biological process: nucleotide-excision repair. The transcript has 3 exons. Bases 1 to 990 code for a protein of 329 amino acids. Gene Ontology annotation, molecular function: single-stranded DNA binding; DNA endonuclease activity. The record is from RefSeq and is a predicted model, not a curated record.
AUGGGCGUCCAGAAUCUAUGGGUAUUACUCGCGCCCGUGGGGCGGCAGAUCGAGAUCGAGUCUCUAGCAGGCCAGGUUCUGGCAGUCGAUGCCAGUAUCUGGCUCACUCAAUUCGUUAAGGCCAUGCGUGACGACGAAGGCAACAUGAUCCGCAAUGCGCAUCUCAUGGGUACACUUCAUCGUGUGGCCAAGCUACUCUACUAUGGGGUACGUCCAGUGUUCGUGUUCGAUGGCCAAACCCCGGAGAUCAAGAAGAGAACGACCGCCAGGCGCAGGAAACGCCAGGAGCAGCAGAGCGCCAAUCUACGCCACACCGCUCAACGCAUUCUACUUAAUCGACUUAAACAGGUUAAACAGGAGAUGAAGAAGAACGGAGGAGCGCCAGCACCUGCAGUUGCGCCGGGGUUUACUCUUCCAGAUGCUUUGAAGAAAAGUGAGGAAAAUGGAGUGCAGAUGGUCUGGGAGGCCGCAGCAGAACAGGAAGAAGAGGAGGAGGACCUGACCUUAGAUGAUGUUGAUCUGGACACGUCCAGGUUGUCGAAGAUCGAUCUCCACGCGGUGUUUUCGCUGCCUCCUCACUUGCAGAAAGACAUGAUCCAGAAGAUCCUACGUGAUCGACGCCAGGAAGUGAGAGAUCAGUUCAUCCCGCUCGCUGGCAACCCGGAGAAAUACUCGCACACGCAGAUCUCAGCUUUUCUACACACUAGUGCGUUGAAUCGACGGAUUGAGGCCGCCAAAAGACAGAAACGAGAGAAAGAAAUGGAACAUCAGGGCGGAGUGGGUCAAGGGAAUCGGAUUGACUCGAAUAGCAAUCGGUUCUAUAUUUACGAGAAAGAUGCGAAGCGGAAAGAGGACAAGGACGAAGAGAGCGACGGCGUGUGGAGAAGCGAUCUCUGUCUGAGUUUAACGCGGCAAAAGCAGGUUUUAUUCCUGACGCCAAUGCAAAAGAGGUUACAGCGGCGUGGGUCGCACGGCAUCAGGUUCGUGUGA